Vanderwaltozyma polyspora DSM 70294 is the source of this 870-nucleotide messenger RNA. RefSeq names its product Plp2p (gene PLP2). The coding region runs from base 1 to 870 and encodes 289 amino acids. NCBI's taxonomy places the organism in Eukaryota, Fungi, Ascomycota, Saccharomycetes, Saccharomycetales, Saccharomycetaceae. Gene Ontology annotation, biological process: protein folding. Gene Ontology annotation, cellular component: cytoplasm. The record is from RefSeq and is a predicted model, not a curated record. The transcript has a single exon.
AUGCAGAACGAGCCUAUGUUUCAAGUCCAAGUGGACGAAUCUGAAGAUACUGAAUGGAAUGAUAUUUUGAGAGCCAAAGGUGUUAUUCCAGAGAGACCACCAUCCCCAACAGCUCAGCUGGAGGAAGCUUUACAGGAGGCAUUGGCCAAACAACAUGAUAACAGAUUAGAAGGGAAAGAAUUGUCUGAUUUAGAGGAAUUAGAAGACGAUGAAGAUGAAGAGUUUUUGGAAUUUUAUAAGAAGAAGAGAUUAGCUGAGCUGGCAAAAUUACAACAACGAUCCAAAUUUGGAGAUGUAUAUCAUAUUAAUAAACCAGAAUAUAGUAAAGAGGUUACAGAUGCUAGUAUGGGUACAAUUAAGCCUAAGACUAAGACGUCGGAAUACUUAGACAAUGGUGAUAGAAAUGAAGAUGAAAAUGAAGGGGAAGGGGUUUAUGUAUUUGUUCAUCUAUCAUUACAGAGUAAGUUACAAAGUAGAAUUUUAUCCCAUAUCUUCCAAACAAUGGCACCAAAAUUCUCAGAAAUAAAAUUCGUUGAAAUUCCUGGUAGCAGAGCUAUUGAGAAUUAUCCAGAUUCUAAUUGUCCUACUCUAUUGGUAUACUAUAAAGGUGUAGUAUUAAAAAACUUAGUGACAUUAUUAGAAUUAGGAGGUAAUGAUACAAAGAUCAAGGAUUUUGAAAAGUUAAUGGUAAAACUUGGUGCUGUCAAAGACAGUGACAACAGAUUAAUGAUGAAUGCAGAUUCAGAUGAACUGCGUGAGGAAAGAAAAUUGACCUUUGCCAAUAAAAAAAGCAUUAGAUCAAGUAAAUUGAACUCCAAUUUAAGUGACGACGAUGAAGAAGAUGACGAUGACGAUGAUUUCUUCAAUUAA